Messenger RNA from Cimex lectularius (bed bug), 934 nucleotides. RefSeq lists its product as uncharacterized. NCBI's taxonomy places the organism in Eukaryota, Metazoa, Arthropoda, Insecta, Hemiptera, Cimicidae. The coding region runs from base 3 to 611 and encodes 202 amino acids. The transcript has 5 exons. The record is from RefSeq and is a predicted model, not a curated record.
GCAUGCGGGCAGCGAGACCUUCCGCCUCCAACUUUCCGCCUUCCAGUACGGAUCAUGGCACAUUCGUGAGCACCACGCCACCCCCGACCGCCGACAACAUGUACCUCGUCGCCGCGAUCUUCGCCCUCUCCGCCUACCCCAUAGUGUGUGGCCUACCGAUUCAAGUGACCAACACGAGCGAUGCUGAGCCUUGCACCGUGAUGGGAAUCACUUACCUUCACUCUCAACAGAUAAGCCGAGAAGACCCUUGCGACUUCUGCCUCUGCCUCGACGGAGAAGUUUUCUGCUGGUGGCAGCAACAGUGUCUCAACACGACUCAGCAGCAACAGCAACAACCGCAAGUCAACAAUACGACAGAGAGCGAGGAGUGGGUGGAGGAAUCCAGCUACAACUCGACAAACACGCCUGCCCCUCAAGAAACGACAUGUAGAGUAAUGGGAAUCGAGUAUAAAAUAGGAGAGAUACUGCCAAGGGAAACAGGGACAUGCCUCCAGUGUCAAUGUGGAGCCGGAGCCCGAGUGACUUGCUCGCCCAAAGACUGCACCAGCCCGGACCAGUUCCAUUCUCUCGAGCAGCAAUCCCUCGACAUGUUCGACGUCGAUGUAUUUUAGCUUGGUCGCGAUCCCAGACCCAAAACCCGCCCUCCCGUCAUCCCUAUAAUUUAACGCUUCAUUACAUAUCAUCCAAUCCUCUUCUGUUCAAGAUCAAAAGUAUCGAGGAUGAAAAGUUUUAUACUUAACUUUUGGAAGAGAGAAAUGAAAAAAAAAAUUAUAAAAAGCACCGGCUUUUUCCGUUUGACCCCAGCCUUUGUUAUCAAAAUAGUGUAGUUUUAAUAUAUAUAUUUGUACAGUAGUUUAAUGGUUGACCAUCGACGAUCUUAUGUGACCAGCGCAAUACCAACAACCACCACCAAGCAAUUUAUUUUUAUCGCGAU